AUGUUCAGCCUCCGCACCGGGGCCCUGCCCCAGGCCAUCCGGGCCUCCACGUCGACCAUGCGAGCCCCAAUGACCAGGUUCUCCCAAAUCCCACAACAACCAACCACAUCCGCCAUCCUCACCUCCAGACCCUUCUCCCUCCUCUCAACCCCAACCCGCUUCCAACCAUCAACACUCGGCUCCCGCCUUCCCUCGACACUCACAACAUCCUUCUCGCCAAUGUCAUCACUCCGCGCUGGGACUGGCCAGGUCCCACAGCAGACUCGGUCGUUCUCGGCUAGUGCGUCGCUGGGCGUGCGCCGUGUUACUUUCCGGCCGUCGCGGCGGGUGCAGAAGCGUCGCCAUGGGUAUCUGGCGCGGAAGAAGGAUCGGAAUGGAAGGAAGACUCUUACGAGGAGGCUUAUGAAGGGGCGGAAGGAGUUGAGUUGGUAA
Messenger RNA from Penicillium arizonense, 432 nucleotides. Its product is annotated as mitochondrial 54S ribosomal protein bL34m. Gene Ontology annotation, molecular function: structural constituent of ribosome. The transcript is spliced from 2 exons. Gene Ontology annotation, biological process: translation. Gene Ontology annotation, cellular component: mitochondrial large ribosomal subunit; ribosome. NCBI's taxonomy places the organism in Eukaryota, Fungi, Ascomycota, Eurotiomycetes, Eurotiales, Aspergillaceae. The record is from RefSeq and is a predicted model, not a curated record. Bases 1 to 432 code for a protein of 143 amino acids.